AUGAUCUACUACAGCGACCGCCGCUGGUGGCGCCUCUUGCUGCACGCGAACGGCUCGUCGCUCGCCACGUCGUCCACGCUGAGCCGCGCAGCGGUCGUCGUCGCCCUCUCUUCGGCCCUGACGCUGUACCAGGUGCAGCGCCCCGCGCCGCUCGCGCCUGCACGCGCGGCGCUCGACCAGCACCUGCUGCUCUGCGCCACGACAUUCCUCGCAGUGCUCGUCAGUCUGCGCGUGUUCGAUGCGCUGCGUCGCUGGCAAAAGGGCGUAGCGUCCGUCGGUGCGCUAGCCGAUGCCGUGCGCACGCUCAUGGCCACGAGCUGCGCGUUCGUGCACUUGUCCCGCAAAAGCGCAGCCGCGGACCACGUCCAGAGCCGCUUCAAGUGCCAGUUCCUCCGCGACGUCAAGCGGUUUUUGUUGCUGUACGUGGCGCUGCUGUUCCACGACUGCAACCGGUGCGACGCGUCGGCCGAAGUGCGCGCGCUGCUGACAGUCGCCGAGGCCGACGCGUUCGCUACGCUGGACGUCUCGAGCCUGGGCGAGGCCACGUGGAACCGCGAGCGCAAUGCCGUGGGCUCGGCCAACAAGAUGCGGGCCGCGAUCGUCGAGCUCUGGCUCCGACGGACGCUCAACCGCGCGCGGAGGAAGAGCUACGUGACGGCCGAUCAGGCGAUGGCGCUCCAUCGUCUGGUCUCGACGCUGGCGCACGUGUACACGGAGAUCUUCACUCUGUGCAACGUACCCAUUGCAUUCAACUUGGCCCAGUGUUUGCAUGUGGUGUACGUCGGGUACUUGCUCUUCCUGGGCGCAGUGCUCGCACCCGUAACGGGCUUGCUGGCAUCUCUGUAUGUGGGUAUCGCAGCAGUGCUGCUGAUGGCACUGGACGAUGUGGCUUCGUCGAUUGAAUGCCCCUUUGGUGCCGACCCAAACGCUGUGGAUCUCGAAGCACGCAUCUUGUGCAUCCAAGACGAGCUCAAGGUGAUGUUGCAAGCUCAUUUUCGAUCGGUUGGCCACGAAGACUUGUUCAAGGAACACGACCGCAUGGCAUCGCUGUCGUCGCUUCUCUCAGUGGACGUUGACACCGAAAGCCGCGGCCGUGCGCGACAUGGGUCCGUGUCAUCGUCGUACUCGUCAAAGGAACGCCCGCCUCAGUACGCUGCGCCGUCGUCAAUGUCGGCCACCGAUCGAGCGGUGCUGCUGUCGACAACCCAGUCUAAUGCGUACGGCGCCAUUGCAGAAGCCGACGAUGAAGUGGCAAGCCCGCCUGCAAUGCACGGGUCAGAUGACCACGCACACAUUGCUGUCUAA
Hyaloperonospora brassicae is the source of this 1305-nucleotide messenger RNA. The record is from the annotation of a GenBank genome assembly. NCBI's taxonomy places the organism in Eukaryota, Oomycota, Peronosporomycetes, Peronosporales, Peronosporaceae.